AUCGUUUAUAAAAAAGCAUUUGUGAUAAAGAUUUCUUUUAUACUUUCUAUUUAUUUUUUAUUUCAAAUAACAAGAGUAUAUUCUACAUAUAUAUGUUUAGUAUAGCUGUCAAACUGUCAAAACCAUUUUAACCUUAGAUUUUCUUUUAACUAUAAAAUGAUUAAAAUCUUAUUGUUUUCAUCAGAAUUAUCGCUUACUAAAUAACGGUGAUUUUCAAAAUUUUAUUAUAAUUCUUGUACGUGAAUAUAAUCGACAACAUGAAAGUCACGGUAAAAAUUCUUCAAGGAAAACAGUGCGUGGUUGACAUUUUGCCUUCUGAGACUGUUUUGGAACUAAAGCACAAAGUUAGCGCUCUUUUGGGAAUCGAUGUGCCUCAACAAAAAUUACUUCUCACUGGCAAAACAUUAGAUGACGAUAAUCCACUGAGUUUUUACCCUGGAAUUAAAGAUGGCAGUAAAUUGAAUUUAAUAAUAAAGAAAAGUUAUCCAGUGCCAGAACUUUUAAAAAGUAUGCAACUUUUAAAAACCGAAAUGACAAGGGUUCUCCGACGUUAUUAUACAGAAUCGGAAUCGGAAUCGAUAGCAGACGAUAUAAUAAAAGAUUUAAAAACAAAAGUGAAGAAUUGCAGUUACGAUGAUUUGGAAAGACUUGCAACAGCACUAAUGCAAGAUCAGGACAUAAAAUAAAGUAUGAUCAUCAAAUAAAUCAUUUUUUUCCCCCUCCAACUUGUUACUAUACUUCGAUAUUGUCAUUUUUUCCAAUCGAGUUAAUUUAGCGAUAAAAAAUUUUCUUUGAAAUCACAAAAAUAAUUUCAUUUAAAAUAUGUAUCAUUAAGUUAAUUGUCUGUGUUUAGACAUUAAGUGCAGUAACAAAUUUUCAACAAAAAAAAAGUAGAAAUAGAUUUAUAUUUUAUUGUACAAAAUAGAAAUAACAUAAGCUUUUACACGACAAUAAAUAAAUCACUGAUCUGCUAAA
Messenger RNA from Leptopilina boulardi, 975 nucleotides. RefSeq names its product ubiquitin-like protein 4A. Gene Ontology annotation, biological process: post-translational protein targeting to endoplasmic reticulum membrane. The record is from RefSeq and is a predicted model, not a curated record. The transcript has 3 exons. The coding region runs from base 258 to 686 and encodes 142 amino acids. Lineage: Eukaryota; Metazoa; Arthropoda; Insecta; Hymenoptera; Figitidae. Gene Ontology annotation, molecular function: protein binding.